Messenger RNA from Aphanomyces astaci, 258 nucleotides. RefSeq lists its product as hypothetical. The transcript is spliced from 2 exons. The record is from RefSeq and is a predicted model, not a curated record. Lineage: Eukaryota; Oomycota; Saprolegniomycetes; Saprolegniales; Verrucalvaceae. The coding region runs from base 1 to 258 and encodes 85 amino acids.
AUGUCGAUCGUCACAUGGCGAGCACACGCGACUUCCUUCCCUUGGACGCUCGUCAAGUCAGCGCAGACCAUCGCCGACAUGACAUUGGCAUCGUCGGCUCCGCCCGACCGGACCAACUGCAUUCCCCGGAGCGACAUGAAGCGGACGGCACUCGUCGGCGGUCGACCCUACCAUGGCGAAGCCGUGGGAAUUGAGACAUCGGCAUCAUCUUACCAUUGUGAUGGUCAAGAAAUCCCCCCCAUGGAGCUGGUGUGGUGA